Messenger RNA from Trichoderma citrinoviride, 1161 nucleotides. Its product is annotated as purine and uridine phosphorylase. NCBI's taxonomy places the organism in Eukaryota, Fungi, Ascomycota, Sordariomycetes, Hypocreales, Hypocreaceae. The coding region runs from base 1 to 1161 and encodes 386 amino acids. Gene Ontology annotation, molecular function: catalytic activity. The transcript is spliced from 2 exons. Gene Ontology annotation, biological process: nucleoside metabolic process. The record is from RefSeq and is a predicted model, not a curated record.
AUGUCAUUCUCUUCGGCCAGUCCUCCAUCGGCUGGCUCUGAAGCUGACUGUCGUCGGCCUUCUCACCGAAAGGACUUCCAGAUUGCGAUCAUAUGUGCUUUAUCGCUCGAGUAUGAUGCUGCCACUCUUCUUAUCGAUGAGUUCUGGGACGAGGACGAUAAGCAGUACGGACGGACUUCUGGGGACGCCAACACAUAUCGCAACGGGCGAAUCGGCAUGCAUAACGUCGUGCUCAUGCUUCUACCAAACAUGGGCAAAGCCGCAGUUGCUGGCUCGGCAGCCAGCCUGCGGACGAGCUAUUCAAGCUUGAGAGUCGCCUUUCUUGUGGGAGUCUGUGGCGGAGUCCCUUUCCUUGGGUCACAAGAAGCGCUGCUGGGAGACGUGGUGAUUGGCGAGUCCAUCAUCCAAUAUGACUUUGGCAGACAGUAUCCCGGCGAAUUUGUUCCUAAAGAGGCCAUUGAUGCUACCCAAAAUGUGCCAAAUAAAGACAUCCGCACCCUGCUGGCCUAUUUCAAAUCCGAGAUGGGGAUGAAAGACCUACGGAAAAGCACCGCCAAUCACUUGAGAGUUUUACAACAGACGGCAGAAAUGAGGCGUUACCGACGAUGUUACAGCUACCCGGGGCCCACCGAAGACAGACUAUUUGAAGCAGCCUAUCGCCAUAAGCAUCAAGAUCGAUCAUGCUGUGGUGAGGUUGAAAGGUUCUGCGACGAGGCUGCACAAUCUGCCUGUGCAGAGGUGGGAUGCGACGAGAAACAACUCGUCACUCGGCAGCGGCUAGAAGCAAAGCGAUACCUUAAGGCGGAAGAGGCGCAAGGUCCAGAAAUUUACAUCGGACGUGUUGCAUCAGCAGAUACGGUCAUGAAGUCGGGGAUCCAUCGGGACCAGAUCGCCAAACAGCACAACAUCCUUGCCUUCGAGAUGGAGGGCGCCGGCCUUUGGGACGAGGCUCCCUGUAUCGUCGUCAAGGGCAUUUGUGACUAUGCUGACAGCCACAAGAACAAGAAUUGGCAGCCCUUUGCAGCGGCAACGGCGGCAGCCGUGGUAAAAGCCAUGCUGGGACGAUAUACCAUAACAGAUGAUGUCGAACUUCCCGCCCCUAAUGGAACAGAAAGGGGCUCAGUGUUGCUAGUAGACUCUAUUCUCUUCUACAGUCCGUGA